Molecule: messenger RNA, 3282 nt
Organism: Eleginops maclovinus (Patagonian blennie)
Lineage: Eukaryota; Metazoa; Chordata; Actinopteri; Perciformes; Eleginopidae
Exons: 7
Coding region: 256-1383 (375 amino acids)
Biological process (GO): negative regulation of neuroinflammatory response; heterotypic cell-cell adhesion
Cellular component (GO): neuronal cell body; axon; cell surface
Molecular function (GO): cell-cell adhesion mediator activity
Source: RefSeq, a predicted model, not a curated record
CUUUCUCCGUGCUCACCAGCAAACUAAAGUUUGGAGCUGCCGCCGGCUGGUCUUCAUUGUGCUGCUAUGCAUAGAAUAGAAAACACACGCAGGAAUAAAAAUAGUUUCUCACUCGGUCUGGAGUGAUGUUUCAAAAGACUGCUGGGUCAUAAGGACGGGCGAGAUGUUGCAGAGGUUUUCGACUGUUGGCUUUUACCUUUUGCAUUAGGACACGUAGCCUGUAGUACCACUCUUCUUCCUCCCAAUAAAUGAGCGAUGAAGAAGAUGAUGAUCCAGGCCUCCUGUAGGAAGGGUUUGCAGGUGUGUUUGUACUUACUGAUGGUGGGAAGAUUACAGGGCCGGGUAACAGCACCAGAGCGUCUGGAAGCUCCAUUGGAGAAGCCUUUCACUCUCACUUGCAGUGUUUUGAGGGAACGGGGAGAGACUCUAAGGCAGGUGCGUUGGCUGGAUGGCCAGAACCAGACCCUUCUGAGCUACCAACCUGGUAACAAAGACAGUGUGAGCGGACAGCAGUAUGUGGAGCUUGCCGUCUCUCCAAAAGACACCUCGGCUAUCACCAUCCGCAGGGUGGGCUUCCGUGACGAAGGCUGCUACACCUGCAUCUUUGACAUGCAUCCCUCUGGUUCAAAGCAGGGCCAGACGUGCCUCUCUGUUACCACGCAUAUUACGGUUGAUAGCAACAAAACAGCAGUGUGUGGCAAGAAGGCCUCUCUCUCGUGCUCCUAUGGAUUGCCUGAAAAGGUGGAGCAGAUAAUAUGGAGACACACCUCUGCUCAAGGAGAAGCCACAGAGGUUGCCUCCUUUGCAAAGCGCAGUGACCCCAUGAUAGAGCCACCGUACCAGGGGAGAGUGUGGCUGAGCGCCUCCCUGUCCGAGAGUCAGCUCACCAUUCAGCCGGUCACGAUCCAGGAUGAAGGCUGCUACACCUGCGUCUUCAAAACACAUCCUGAUGGGCCGAAGACCUCCACAGUUUGUCUCGACACCUAUGUGUUGCCCAAACCUCAGGUGAGCUACAAGACCAUGUCUCCAGGUGUGAUCGCAGCCAACUGCACCUCAGUUUCGCGGCCCCCUGCAGAGAUAGUAUGGAACGUGGAGAGGGAUAACCGCACCAUGGGCCCCCCUUUGACAACACAGCUCCCACAAAACGACGGGACCACUCUGGUCAUCAGUACGCUGACCGUCCAAUCAGGGCUGCUGAAAGACGUGUCCAUCAAAUGCUUGGUGCACCACAAAGGGCUUGAGUCACCGAUUGCUGUAUCCAUGAACACUAAAAUUGGGACAGCUCUCACCAUACUGAUCUCCGUCACUACGGUUGCUGCCCUGUUGGUCAUGUCUCUCUGCUUCUGCCUUUGGAAGUGUUUCUUGCGCAAAGAAGCCGAUUAAUGGUCAAGAUGACCAGAGGCUAAAAAGAGGAUGCAUCUUCAUCAUCAUCAUCAUCAUCAUUAUCCUGGUACGAAGGAAAGAUGUCCUGACACAACUUUAUAGGAUGUCAUAUACAAUCCUGUUCAUGAGCGCCAACUGUACAACGACAUUCAUCUCAGCUCUUCUGCAUCUGACACUUAUAUAAUCUCCAGGCUGUCUUCACGUGAAGUCAAUGAGGAAAUGCUGAGCAGAUAAUUUUUCCUCUCCGACUCUGUAAUGGAUUGAGUUCAUGGCCACACUCUCCACAUUGCACAGCAAACAAAACGUUGCAUGUCCCUAAAAUACUUUCCUCUGUUUGUCUCUUUCCUUUACGUAGUCCUGAAAUGAUAUGGUUGGUAUUGUUCUAUUUUUUCUUAUUCAACAAUAAGACUAAAAACAACAAUCAAUUGAUUCUGCUACUAAAAGUCUGAUGUAUCAUACCCCUGGAUUGUUGCCUAAAAAAACAAUUAAAAAGUACUGAGCAACAUGUUGCACCAGUGACCAGAACAUCUGCACUUUAAUUCCGGUAUUGUGUAUUUAUUUCCGGCUGGAUACUCACUAUUUAUAAGUAACAUUUACUGUAAACUACAGUCGCCAGCUGUUCAUUUUAAAAUGUAUUCAUGUCUUAUAUUAUUGUAGAGGUUGACUUACACUCCUAUGUUACAUUUGAUACUAGGGAAAAUACAGAAUAUUACCAGCCUUAUCCUUUACAGUAAAUAACCUAGCUAAUUGAAAUGAUGAGCUAAUCAUUAAGGUUUUACUUCUUGUACCUCAGCCGAAGACCUCCUUCACUUUUGUGUAUUGUUAAAGCUUGGUGGGGUCUUCAUGUGUUCAGCUAGGCCUGCAUACCUACUGUAGGCCUAUUGCAAACUUUGCUACAUGUUUCAAAGUGUGUGUGUGUGUGUGUGUGUGUGUGUGUGUGUGUGUGUGUGUGUGUGUGUGUGUGUGUGUGUGUGUGUGUGUGUGUGUGUGUGUGUGUGUGUGUGUGUGUGUGUGUGUGUGUGUGUGUGUGUGUGUGUGUGUGCAUAUUUGUUUGAGGCUAAAUUCCACGGUCAGAUAUCUUGAAUCAAUUCCCCUGGGGAGUAACACUAAAACCUUUUUGGUGCCCCUGACAGGAAUGCAUGUCUACAUCUUAGAUUCAGGACAGUUUGUGUCUGUGAAGAUGUGAUGGUGAGUUUACAGGUUCAGUAGCAACUUAUCUUAGAGGUUUGAUAAUAGUGAAAUGCUUAGAGCCACACUGUGUUCUUGAACAAAAACUUAAACCGGACUUCUUGUUUGUACGUUUGUUAAAGUGGCACCUUAAAUAUAAUGUUAUGAAGCUUUUUGGAUAACUAAUGUUUGCAUGUGUACAGGGAUAUGAAAAAAUCUAAGCUUUGGGCCCCUCGGUAGCUCACCUGGUUUUGCGUGUGACUCAAAUACCACAGUCUUAUCUUUGCUAGUAUCCCCCCAUCCCCGGUCUCUCUACCUUUCUCUCUAUGGGUGCUCUGUCAAUUAAAGGCAGACAUCUCAAAUAAAUAUAACCUAUAGUUAAAAGAUGAAAGUAUCUUGUAUAUCAAUGAAAGAUGAUGCAAAUCUGUAAGUAAUGAACAGAAUGACAUGCAGAUUUCAGACAUAUUGCUUUAAUCGGGCAUACCUCAUUCCUCCCCCUUAACUAAAGUUUAGACAGCCUUCAUUAUAAGCAUAGUUCAGAGUUUUCAUUAAAAUAAUUCUGAAAUGUGGUUUUAAGAAAAUGUAUUAUAAAGCAGACAAAUGCAUAGUAUCUAUCUGCAGCUACAGUCACGAAUAGAAGAAGAAAUGAAUAUGAGGCGAUGCAUUAUGACCAGUUAUGUAAAGUUUAUGCAAUAAGUGCAACAAAUAGACUAAUAAAUAUAUUGAAAAAUG